AUGCGCCGACAUAAUGGCCUUUUGUCGUCGUGCGAGCCCUGCCGCCGAGCCAAGCUCCGCUGCGACCACACCGUCCCCACUUGUGGACGGUGCCGCCGUAAGGACAAGGCAGCCGCCUGCGUGUACAGGCAGAACCCAACACGGGCUCAGCAGUCGAUGGCAGAGGUCGCUGCGGCGACGCUCUCACCCCCCGCGACCAUGUCCCCGACACCACUAGGGACGGUGCAGAUGUCGCCGGGACGCCGACUGCUGGCGGGCUCGCCGUACGCUGUGCGAGACCGCUACAUCGAAGACUGGAGUCACCGGCUGGCUUUGAACUCCACUCCAAGCUUCCUGGGGCCAACAAGCUUUUCGGCAGUCUACAGCGAGAACGAGGCCAGUCUGAAGCAACACUCGUCUAUCACGCCGCUGCGGUUGCCGGAGCUCAGUCCGCCUGAUGUCGCCCGCGCGGUCGACAUCCACCAGGCCCAGCUAGGCGCUGAGUUGCUGUCGCUGCUCUUCGAUGACUUUGUGCUGUACCGCCGGACGGCCAUAGCUUGCGAUGAGAAGAUGGGCGAGGGCAUCAUUGGCCUGCCGACCGUCCGCACCCUCUGCGACCUCAUCGAGGGCAUGUACAACAGCCUGCCGGGUCAUCUGGACCCGCAGUCGCGGCUGCUGGCACUCUCGCGGCGGCUAUUCGAGGGCACCACCCGUGAGCUCAUCACGCACGCGACCAUGACACUCGAUGAGUAUCUCGUUGCCCUCGCAGGCCGCUGGGAAGCCAUCGGCAUCAUCCUCACCAUGUCCGGCAUCUGCGCCGCCCACACGACUGUUGACGACCCGAUCUUCCACGGCCUGCGCCUCACCGCAACCGACCACAAGAACUUAGGAAUUCUGGCCACUGCCGGCGGCGACCAGUGUCUACAGUUAUGCGACAGUGUGGGUGUCAUGUGCGACACCUUUGGCUGGCUCCUGAUGCGACACGCCCAUCUGCUGACCUUCGUCUGUGGCGAUUACGACUAUCGACCACGGAAACGCCUCGGAGAACUCUCGACCCUCCUCUUCGCCAUUGGCUAUCACCAGCUCGACUCCGGCGAGCAUCUGCCUUUCUUCCUCGCCGAAGGGCGGAAGCGGCUCAUGGCGUCCGCCUAUGCCUGCGACAAGGAGCUGGCGACGUUUCUAGGCUGUCCUCCGCUGAUUGCCUAUCGCUUCUGUCGCAUGCAGUUGCCUCUGGACCUGGAACCAGCUGAAGUGAUCGCUGAGCCAGCGGUGCGCAAGGCCGCCAUCGACAAACUGGACGCUAAUGGCUGGAACACUAAUGGGCUCAUCAAAUGCACUUCGUUUAGUCGGAUGUCCGUGCUCCUGGGCCACGUGCGUGAUGAAAUUCCAUCCUACCUGCAGUGGGACGGGAGCACCGAAACCGCCCUGCGGCUGACCAGCACCAUUCCCGUCUACUGUCAUCUCGAUCUGCUUUACAGCGACUUUCUCCUGCAGCGCAUCUUGGUCAAGAGGUCCUUGACGGGGUCCGAGAGCCUAGUCUGUCUUGCGGACCAGAUGCUCAAGGCCAUCCUUGCCCAGAUUGCUAUCAGUCAACGAUGCGGCAAACCUUUCAGUGAGAUCGGAUGGACGAUCCCCUACUUCGGCCUCCCCUCGGCCGGGAUCCUCGCCAUUGAACUUCUCCGCCGGACUCAAAACCCCCACCCGCGGCCGAACGAGAGGCCCUUCCCACGCUCAGAAGUGAUCCAGAACCUCAGCAUCCUCGCCUCACAUAUUCAGUACAUCAUCUUGCCGCAGAAGGGCAACUACGAGGUCUGCCAACGGGGCCGCAAGGCCAUUUUGUACAUUCUGGAUCAUGUACUCUCCACGCGUACGGAUGCUACCGCAUCAGUUGCUCCGGUGCCGAACGACGUAAUCCCCACGGACUGGCUGAAUGACGAGUGGUUGAAUGACGGAACCGAAUUUAUCAGGUGGAUUGACAAGCUGAAUUGGGAUGUGUAG
This is a messenger RNA of Penicillium lagena, 1977 nucleotides long. RefSeq names its product putative C6 transcription factor. The record is from RefSeq and is a predicted model, not a curated record. Gene Ontology annotation, molecular function: zinc ion binding; DNA-binding transcription factor activity, RNA polymerase II-specific. The transcript has 4 exons. Gene Ontology annotation, biological process: regulation of DNA-templated transcription. Gene Ontology annotation, cellular component: nucleus. NCBI's taxonomy places the organism in Eukaryota, Fungi, Ascomycota, Eurotiomycetes, Eurotiales, Aspergillaceae. Bases 1 to 1977 code for a protein of 658 amino acids.